Molecule: messenger RNA, 2224 nt
Organism: Hyposmocoma kahamanoa
Lineage: Eukaryota; Metazoa; Arthropoda; Insecta; Lepidoptera; Cosmopterigidae
Gene: m
Exons: 14
Coding region: 278-2032 (584 amino acids)
Source: RefSeq, a predicted model, not a curated record
CUCCCGGGACCGCUGCUGCGACCACACGUCGCGCUUCCACCGACAACUAUCGACCUAUCGACACGUGCAAAGCGCAACCCUAUUUUGUUAUUCCAAUUUAAAAUUUGCACGAAAUUGUGUGUGUGGACUCAUUAUUAUUAACGGAUCCUACAAUUGCUUAACAUCUGAGCCCAGAAAUAAUACCCAGUGCAGUGUAGUGACGUCAUAGCAUGUCAAGUGACAAUAUAGAGACCAAGCAAAGGUGACAAUAGUACAUGUCAGUGUUGUGUUGUGGAUAAUGAUCGUCUGGAGAACGAAAAACACUAGUCGGCGGAAAUAUUUGGACUGGACCAAAAUGGCAUCGGAUGUCGCGUCAAGUAUACCGCGGGCGACAUUCGUUUGGCUUAUUUUGGCUUUGGUUAAUACAAGGGCGCGUGCCGGAGACCUUUGGCCUGUAGACCGGCCAGAGGGCAUGCCAGUUAUCCAGUCCUUAGAAGUCAUGUGCGGGAAGGAUCACAUGGACGUACAUCUCACUUUCUCGCAUCCUUUUGAAGGAAUCGUGUCGUCUAAAGGGCAACACGGUGACCCCCGUUGCGUCUACGUGCCGCCAUCUACCGGGCAGACCUACUUCUCCUUUCGGAUCGCGUAUGCCAAAUGCGGUACUAAACCAGAUCUACAUGGGCAGUUUUACGAGAAUACAGUAGUUGUGCAAUACGACAAGGAUCUUUUAGAAGUGUGGGAUGAAGCCAAAAGAUUACGAUGCGAGUGGUUCAACGACUACGAGAAGACUGCUUCUAAACCUCCAAUGGUUAUCGCUGAUUUGGACGUCGUUCAGCUCGAUUUUAGAGGCGACAACGUAGACUGUUGGAUGGAGAUCCAAGCCGGCAAAGGGCCAUGGGCACCACCAGUUUCCGGCAUCGUUCCUCUUGGUUCCACCCUAACAUUGGUCGUCGCCAUCAAUGAUUAUAGAGGUGAAUUCGACAUGCGAGUCAAGUCCUGUGCAGCUUCAGAUGGCUCCGGACACGUAAUACAGCUGUCAGACGAAUAUGGCUGCGUGUUGCGCCCUAAGAUGAUAUCAAGAUUCCUCAAAGCAAAAGCAGCCGAUGAAAGAGCUACAGUCAUAACUUACGCAUUUUUCCAUGCGUUCAAGUUCCCUGACGCACUUAGUGUUCACAUCAGAUGCAAAGUUGAAAUUUGCAGACAUGGUUGCUUGGAUCAUUGUCAGCUUGCUGGUGUGUCACCUGCAAGACACGGCGCUUUGGACAGGAAAGAUGAUAGAACGCAUCAGGAUCAUAACGAUAUCAACGACUCCUCAGCCGACGACGGCGAUCUUCAACUAACUCAAGAAUCUCAACAUCUUCCCUUAGAAGAAGCAUUUGGCGACGAAGUCUCUGGGGAUGCAGUACCUGCGCCUGCUCCGUUGCCUCAAAGAGCUCCUGCGCCAGUUGUGGAACCUAAUACAGAUCACAUGAGCGCCGUUGAAGAACUAGUUGAAGCUCUAGCAAGGCCUUUCACUGACCGACCAUCUGACCUAGGGGAACGAGAGAGAUUCCCACACGGUCCUCGCAAGUUAUCUAACGAUGUCAAGCCAGAAGCCACGGGUUCGUUAGGAGACAAUAUCGUGCCCGCCAAACCACCGGGUCCUGCUGUUGCUGGCCCAAGGUCUCUUCGCAAGAGACGUACAGUACGAGAGGGGCGCUCCGCUGAUGUUGGUGUGUCAGGCAUCUACGAAGUUGUCUCCGAAGCUGACCUGGCGUUUGGACCUUCCAGGGAGUCUGUCACUGUAUUCAGCGGAAGAAUUCGGGAAGAGGUUGUGUACGGCAUCUGCAUGGGCGCAAUAUCGUUUGGCGCUCUGUUUGCGUCCGCAGCAGGUGCAGCGGCCGGCGCGGCCCUGGCCGCCGCCGUACUGCUGCAAAGGCUGCGCUCGCGCAUGGCCGCGCAUCCUCCUCCUACGCAAGUACCGCCAGCCAGCGCAUCUCACUCGCUCGCGGCAUGGAUGGCGCUAAGACUACUCGGGUCCCCCCCACACCCCCACCAUUCACGCGACGGCUGAUCCCACGACCGACCUCCUAAGACUGCUAGUUCUAUUGCGACUUUUGAAACUUACCCAUGUGUGAUGAAUGACAAUAACGCGUUUUUCUUGUCUUAGAUUAUUGUUUUCCUUUUACAGUUGUUUUUGUCGGUCUUAGAGUUAAUAUUUUAUCAGUGAGUGUGAUUUAAACUUGUUCUUUAAUUAAUAAUAAUA